GACGGCUUGUUCCCAGUUGAACACGAUCCUAGUGCCGUCCGGCGUCGACGAAUCUCACCAUCGCUGCCAGCACACCGAGGACACCCGGCAUAUAUCAAGCUACCUACACAGCGCUGCUAUGAUGUCGAACCUAUUCUCGCGUCUCGUCUGCAACGUCGUCCUUGCCGACACAAUCCUCCGCCUUUCUGGGUCUCUCUUCAGCUCCGACAUAUGGGCAGCCUUCAUCUGGCUUCUUACUUUGCUUGUCUCUGAGCCAUCAGUUGGCGUGCUUUUCUCGCGCUCCUUGUGGGUCUCGGUGGCCAUGUACUGGUUCUUCGUUCUCGUUCUCUACGAGAGGGUUCCGGGGCGGUCGGGCUGCCCGCGGUUAGAGCGUGAAUACGAGGCCAUGGAACCUACUCUUGUCCAGACUACUCGGCCCUCAACGUCGUUUGAAAAGCUCUCCUCGCUGUGCUCGAAAUGGCUGCCUAUGUCGUAACCCCUGCGAUUCAACAUCAUCAGCCUAGUCCCUCAGUCUCUAUCAGUAUCGGAUGCCCUGCCGCACGCAAAAGAACACGUAACCAUAUUCUCUACGAAGUCUGCAUCCCACGUCGGCCCCUCCUCAACCUUUACAGCCGGUCUCUUCCUCGACAUAGGUCCUUGUAAUACUAUUCAUUCCGAGUUUGUGCCGAUGACUACCGUGAUAAAUCAUACGUGUACUCGUUUUGUAUGGAUAUAGUAUGUAAUAGCAGCCGCACUUCUGCAUACGCUAGUGUAAUCGUGCAUUCACUGACACGAGCAGGCCAUAU
Molecule: messenger RNA, 785 nt
Organism: Rhodofomes roseus
Lineage: Eukaryota; Fungi; Basidiomycota; Agaricomycetes; Polyporales; Fomitopsidaceae
Exons: 3
Coding region: 119-475 (118 amino acids)
Source: RefSeq, a predicted model, not a curated record